AUCAGAUAAAUAGUUGAAGAAAAGAUUUCAACGAGACCACAGUCGUCGGAACACGGUGUGAUUGUUUUUAAGUGGAAGAAAAAUUUCUUACUGUUAGUACAGAGACCAACGGUCGUUUGAUCACGAUGGACGAUCAACCGAAAGCGGAAGGGGAAGCAGACAAAAAGAUUGUACACGUUUAUCCUUUGGUUAAGUUUUCCGAUAUGAAUGACGAUAUCCGAGCCGAGGCGAUAGAACUGAGCAUUACAGCUUGUGAGAAAUACGCACAAAACUACGAGCAUGCAGCGAAGGCGAUCAAGGAUCUGAUGGACAAAAAGUUUGGCACCUAUUGGCAUGUGGUCGUCGGAGAAGGAUUCGGAUACGAGGUGUCCUACGAAACUAAGAAUAUCUUGUAUUUGUUUUUUGGCGGAAAUUUGGCAAUUGUUUUGUGGAAGUGUUCGUAGACUAUUGGAGGUCGGUGAUGAACAUGGAUUGUGUCUCUGGAAAGUUAUUGCUGAAAUAAAACGAAUUAUUUUUGUGUAAAUAGAGAAUAUUGGUUUUUUCCGUCUGUAAAAUAUUUUUAGGACUGUUAGAGGUCAGAGGUGGAAAUGGAUCCCUAAAAUAUUGUCAUUCAUGUGAAGAUAAUCUAGAAUUUUAUUUUUGGUAUCCAUUUCAAAUGAUGUACAUAUGUGCAACUUGUGAUUUUUUCGUGGUGUUUUUGUUCUUCGACGAUGAGUACAACAAAGUGAAAGAGUGCAAGAUUUUUGCAUAUUUUGUUGAAGUUAUCGGAUGAUUUACUGCAAUGUAUAUAAUUUUUGUUUCUCACUUCCUGCAAUGCUGUUCUAUUCAAAUCUGGAACAGCGUCAUUUUCAGGCAGUGUAAAUAUGUAUGAGUAUCGAGGUCAACCAAUACUAAACUAAGGCCGUCUGAAAGCGAGGUCCUACAAAUGCGUUGAUUUUAUCGCACUGCUUUAUUUUUCGUUCGGUUUUAAUAUGUACUAAUGAAGUAGCAACUUACAUUGUAAAUCACUUAAUAUGCACAAAUUAUUCUUAAUAUUAUUAUUUUCUGGAUAAAUUGGAGGUCGUACAAUAGCUUUAUAAGUGAUGAAUUUCAAACAAAGAAUCAACAUAACGUUCUAUUUUCAAAUAAGGUAAACCAUUAAGUGAAAAACUUCCAUUCAGUACCCGUAGUAGAUCCCAACUAUGAUGUAAACGCUUUGAGGAUGGCUUUAAAAAUGCAAACUUAUUCAUCAUAGAUCACCCAAGAUUAGUAUUGAUAAUAAAUGAACACAUCAAUUCAUCCGUCGUUCACACAUCUUGUCUCAUCGCAUCGAAAAUUGAUCCUUUUAUCGAUAUUCUCAUCUCUUUUUUGAAUAUUCGGAAGGAGGUUUGUUGUUAACCCAUUAUUUGAAUAUAUUUUUAUGAUCCCGAAUAGAUUAAACAAAUUGGUUUUAAAGGGUGUUACGAUCAAAAUUUGGUGGAUUUAAACUUGAAGAAUUUCUAUUAACCAUGUAUUUACAAUCCUGAAUAUAGUAGCCUUCAUGUGGGCUUUGCAUUUGCUCUACAGUUAUCAAAAUGGCGUCCUAGUAAGCGGAGCAAUGCAUCAACAUUUUGCUCACCGAUAAUGAAAAUCUAAACUGCUCGCACGUGUUUCACGUAUUCCAGUCACGUAUCAAAUUUCACAAGCGGGGAGCGACCUACUUAAGCCGCUAUAGCCAAACUAGUACCGUUAACCGGGACACCUUGCUCGAUCGAGAAAUUUUCACUCACCAGAAUCGGUACCAGUGUGGUACCCACGAGGGGUGCCAAUACUUUUUUCCUCGGUGUAUUUUUCAUACCUAGCUAUGUCUUGAGAAGGUGAUUGUUCAAUAGACAGCGCGUUGACCGUGUUUGGUGGCACGCAAGGCGGAGCAACAUCUCGUCAGCCUGCUCAUGAGGUACGAUAGAGCAUGUUUGGGAUACGUGGUGGAACAAGACCCACAAUAGGUGCAGAUGAUGUCCGAGACCGAUAUUGGUUUGAUUUUUUUUCAAUAGUCGUGGAAUGCUGUGGCUCAUACUAUCAGACACAGGAAGAAAUAACAAAAAAAAAAGAAGUCCGUCUCUCAUCGAGGAAGAUGACUCAGCAUAUUCUCGCUUUUCUGGGUCUUGGUAUUACUCCGCGAUUGGUGCAACAAAAACUAUUCUCGAUACCAGUACUGAGGUAUGAACGCCGAUGCCGAUGGGGGUUCUCCACGUACUGGGUACUGGGUAGCUCACUUCCGGGGCCGGAAUAGGUUUGCUUCAAUAGUCACGAGUGAAAUGCUCUGCUGCAUACAUCAAAACGACGAAAAAAAUUUAGAAAUAAGAGAAGUCACCUAAUCAAAACGUUUAUAUCUUGUCUUUCUUGAUUCUUUAUUUUAAUGUCCUAUUCCUAUCAUCUUGCACUUUUGUUCCUACGGCACACAUUUCCCAUCAUUUACUACAAUCUGGUAUAUAUCCCUAGCAAAGAAUGAAUCUGACAAGCUGCUGAAAUAAUUCGUAAGGAAGUUCGUUACAUCCUGUUUAGAUCUGAAUUUCCUAUUCCUCAUACGAUUGAGGAUAGACCUGAACAAGUGGUAAUCAUUUGGGCUUAGUGGUUUUCGAAAAAAAAACUGCGAGCGAGGAGUACUUUUGUACACGUUUGCCUUUGUGCAGAUCGGAAAAUGCUUCCCUAACAUCCCUAACUCGUACUUCUAACAUCAGGAACCUGAGAACAUCGUCAUUUCAGAUACUAGCGGCGAAUGAAUUUUCAAAUUUAAAGCCUCUAUAGUAUAAAAAGUAAAAGUUGAAGUAUUACAUGGCAUUUGUUCAAAGGCAAAUAUAUUGAAUUCAAUUGAAUUUUAAAAUUGUUUCAUUAAAUCAAUAAUUUAAUCAAUACAAACAAAUCAUUACUAUAUCAUAGAUAUAAUCCAUCCAUUUUUUUUAUUUAUAAUGAUGCUACAUCCCAUUGAGAGAUCAUAUCUUCUACACAACGUUUUACCGAUAAACGCGAUCCAUGACAGAAGAUAUCCAACACCAGGUGGCAACAAUUCUUCCCAAGUCUUGCUCCACCUGAUCCAACCACCGCGCUCGCUGAGCUUCACUUCUUGUCCCCAUCGAAUUCGAUGUGAACACCAUCUUUGCGGGACUGCUGUUCGAUAAUAAAGGGUGUGUCACAUCAAAUUGCAUCACGGAAAAAACGCUGUAGAAAUUCGCCCAGUAGACCGAUCCUUUUGAAAAUUUUAGAUAGUAAAAUAAAAACUAUCAAACAACUUUUGGCAUUUUCUUUUUAUUCAUACUUCGAGCCCAAGCCCGUAUGCUCGCACCUUCCUCUUUACCCCGUCCAUAAGGUUCUGUACAACGUCAGGUUGUAGUUUUUU
Molecule: messenger RNA, 3355 nt
Organism: Toxorhynchites rutilus septentrionalis
Lineage: Eukaryota; Metazoa; Arthropoda; Insecta; Diptera; Culicidae
Product: dynein axonemal light chain 4
Exons: 4
Coding region: 126-443 (105 amino acids)
Biological process (GO): microtubule-based process
Cellular component (GO): dynein complex
Molecular function (GO): dynein light intermediate chain binding; dynein intermediate chain binding
Source: RefSeq, a predicted model, not a curated record